This is a messenger RNA of Phyllostomus discolor (pale spear-nosed bat), 1787 nucleotides long. RefSeq names its product NKG2-D type II integral membrane protein-like. Gene Ontology annotation, cellular component: external side of plasma membrane. The transcript has 8 exons. The record is from RefSeq and is a predicted model, not a curated record. Gene Ontology annotation, biological process: positive regulation of natural killer cell mediated cytotoxicity. Bases 186 to 896 code for a protein of 236 amino acids. NCBI's taxonomy places the organism in Eukaryota, Metazoa, Chordata, Mammalia, Chiroptera, Phyllostomidae. Gene Ontology annotation, molecular function: signaling receptor activity.
GGAAAAUGAGAUUAGAAUAACAUUUCUCAUAUUUUUCUCAGAGGUUGAAAUUGAUUGGAUGUUUCUUGUCUCAGUUUUAAAUUGCAAGCUCAAGACAUGCCUAAAUUUGUCACACGAAGCAGGACAUUCUUUCUCUGAUCAGGAACCUUCAUAAAUUGAAGACUUCAGAUUCAUUUCUGUGAUACAUGAAAAGUCAUAAUUAUAUGAUGGGGUUGGUCCGAGAUCGGUGGGCUCAUCACAACAUAGAGAUGAGUGAAUCACACAAUUACAAACUUAAACUUGGAAAUCGUUCUACUUCUGUACCAGGACAAAAGAAAAGAUCCACAUUGGUCACAAACACAUCUGGGGGAAACCCAUCUCCAUUUGUUGUUGCCCGGGCCAUUGCUCUAGCUAUGGGGAUCCGUUUCAUUGUGAUGGCGAUGAUAUGCAGUGCCAUAAUCAUAAACUCAACACAAAACCUCCUAACGAUUAUGAUUAUUUUAAUAGCAUUAUUCAAUCAAGCAGCUCCGGUUUUUUUGAAUGAAACUUACUGUGGGCCGUGUCCUCAAAACUGGAUAUGUCAUAGAAACAACUGCUACCAAUUUUUUAGUGAGAGAAAAGACUGGCUUCAGAGCCAAGCUUCUUGUAUGUCUCACAAUUCCAGUCUCCUGAAGAUAUAUAGCAAAGAAGAGCAGGAUUUCCUUAAACUGGUGAAGUCCUACCAUUGGAUGGGACUCAUACAAAAUCCAGCAAAUGGAUCCUGGCAGUGGGAAGAUGGCUCCAUUUUCUCUCCCAGUCAACUAACAUUGGUUGAAAUGGAGAAUGGAGCCUGUGUGGUUUACGGCUCCAGUUUUAAAGGUUACACAGAAAACUGUUCAACGCCAAACACGUACAUCUGCAUGCAGAGGAUUGUGUGAAUACUUUAUUGUUUAUAAAAUAUAAAGGAUUGAAAAACAAAAAUGCCAUUCUCUGAGUGUUUACCAUGAAGAAAACAGCCAGAAGAAAAUUCCACCAAUAUUGAUGUAUUUUUUAUCUGCCAUGCCACAAACCAUAAUCAGCUGCAAACAAAGCCUAACAAAGACUUUAUCUUCUAUAAUAUGUUUUGUACAAUUUUUAAGUUAUUGAGUGAUGAACAAAUUCAUUCUUUAGUUUAAUAAAUUGUUGAUAAUACCUACUGUUGCACUAAGUUUUGAACUAUAAUGUUAUUAUUCACAAAUAUUAAACUAAUAAGGGUCUUAAAACUUUUCAAAACACAAUGCAUUUGAAAACUAAAUAUGCUUAAAGGUGGGUAAAAAGUAUAUGAGGAUUCAUUACAUUUGCUAGUUUUGAAAUUUCUCUAAAGUUGAGAAAUCAACAAAAAUACCCUCAGCUUUUCAAAAUGCCACUACUAAUUUUCUACAGUACAUGAGAAAUUUUGCAGAAAUUGAGUUAUUUCUCGUAACAAGAACAUGGUACUGACUGCUACAAAAAAAAGGAAAUAAGAAUUGAGUUUAGGGAGGCCUUACAAGACUUCUGGGGAAGAAAUGGAAUCUGAGUUAAAGUCUGCAGAAUGAGUAGAAAUUUGGGCAAACCAUUAGGAUAACAGCACCCUUGGCAAUUGGAAUAAUACUUGCAUACAAGCAGCAGCUGGGGGAGUCUCCCACGACCGCUUCAGAGUCAUGAGCAGUGCUGAAGUUCUCUUGAUAUUUACAACCAUUUCCAGCCCUCAUUUUCCAGAUUUGUGAAGAAGCUCAUUCUCUCCAGUUCACAUGUAUUCUCUGCCCCCUGUGGGUCAUAUGUUAUUAUAAUGACACAGAGAAAAGACUCCA